This is a messenger RNA of Diospyros lotus (date-plum), 1737 nucleotides long. RefSeq lists its product as uncharacterized. NCBI's taxonomy places the organism in Eukaryota, Viridiplantae, Streptophyta, Magnoliopsida, Ericales, Ebenaceae. The record is from RefSeq and is a predicted model, not a curated record. Gene Ontology annotation, molecular function: holo-[acyl-carrier-protein] synthase activity; magnesium ion binding. The transcript has 9 exons. Gene Ontology annotation, cellular component: cytosol. The coding region runs from base 662 to 1603 and encodes 313 amino acids.
AACAAAUCCAAAACUGCCAAAUCAUGUCCUAAAUCCCUAACCCAAAAUCACUCCUUGAGUCAGUUUCUCAUCUCCCUUCUCCUCCCUCGCAGCAUCUCCUGUCCGUCAUCUCUUGCUUCCAUCAUCUCCGGUGGCUGCGCGCGUUUCCGGCGUCCCUCGUCCGUCGUCGCUGACACAUAUCGAGAAGGUGUUGCUGCUGCUGUUUCCCGCGUUCCUUGUCCCGUUGUCCGUCGCCGCUGCUUCAUCUUCCUCGCUCCGUUCGCCCUGUCAUCUCCGGCGUCACAGCGUUCCCGAUUCGGCUUCACAUCUCCGGCGUCACAGUGGCCCAUCAUCUCCGUCUUCUUUGCUGUUGCCACUGCCGCUGCUCGCCGGCGUCACAGGAAUUCGGAUCUGAGAGAUUUGUUCAGGUGCUCCUGUGUGUCUGCGUGGAUGCAUAAAUAGGACAUUCUCCAAUUCUUUGCCAAUGGGCUGAAACUUGGAAGUUACAUCCUUACAACUACAGACAUCGAACAUCGUGUUUUGUAUGGUGACGGAAUGAUCUUUUUGGAUCACAGAUCAUUGAUAUGGUAGUUCUUGUCACAAACUGAUCCCGACACCAUGAAAGAAUGAUUUAGCACAAUCCCUGGCACACGUGCCAUUUUUGCUCCUCAGAGGAAGUUCCAUGUUUAAACUACAAUGCUUCAGUCAGAGGUUCUCCAAUGCUGCAUCAACUCUGGUUCCUGUGCAACUUCCACAACAAAUGGAAACGCAUUUUUGGUAUAUUGUACCAGAUGAAGUGAAGAAUGAAUCGCUUCUUAAUCAAUAUGUGGAACUACUAUCAUCAUGUGAGAAAGAAAAUGUUUUCCGCAUGUGUGGAGAGGAGCUUAAGAAAAGGGCUCUGCUAGCUCGUGCCUUGGUUCGCACUACCAUAGCAAGAUAUCAGAUAAAUUCUCAAGUUAGUCCAAGAUCCUUGAAAUUUAGGAAGAACAUCCAUGGGAAGCCUGAGGUUGAGAGGCAACUAGUUGACGGAUGGGACCAGCCUAUGCUACAUUUCAACCUUUCACAUUCUUCUUCUUUGAUAGCCUGUGGGGUGACCCUUGAUUCACCAAUUGGCAUUGACGUGGAAGAAAAGCAACGGAAAACAAAGAAUGAUAUAUUAUCUUUUGCUAGGCGGUACUUUUCACACCAUGAAGUGGAUUUCUUAGCUUCCAUUCCUGACCCUGAAAUUCAGCGCCAUGAAUUUAUAAAAUUAUGGACAUUAAAGGAGGCUUAUGUCAAAGCCUUGGGAACAGGUUUCUCGGGUGCACCUUUCAAGACCUUCACCAUCCGGUAUAGCACUGCUACUGGAGGAAGCUUUCACCUCCCCUGGAAUUCAGACUCUGAGGCAUGUGAAAUAGUUGUUGAUCCUUCUGACUGCCCCUCAAACUCUGCAAGGAAUUGGCAGUUUGCCCUCCUUGAAUUGGCUGGUACUCAUUAUGCCGCCAUUUGCAAGGACAAUAGUAACCUUGCUGAAGACAAAGGAAGCAGGCCAAUGAAGUUGACAGUGUGGAAGACUGUCCCAUUUGUUGAAGAUCAGUGUGUUUCUGGGACGGAUGCAGUUAUAGGGAUUUGUGGCUUAUCUUAGCAAUAACUAAAAUGAGAUGAUUUAGUGGAGGUGACCUCACAUAGUCGGCAUCACUUAAAGUACAAGACUUGCAUGUUUCUGGACAGCGUUGCCCCUUUUUUUGGCUACAUAAUAUCAUACCAGGUUUUUAAUGA